AUGGCUGCGCAUACCGAGAGCGCGCAGCUGGCCAGUCGGCUCGAUGGACUGGUCAUGGUCAUCCCGGACCUACGCCGGAUGGUCAGCCACUGGCCGUCUGGGAAGAAUGUUCACGCCUCCGAGGUUGAGGGUUUGAUUUGCAAACUCCUUGAGCAAAGCGAUACGUCACCAAAAGACAAGGCCAACGUCCUGGAAGCGAAUCCGGCUCUCCUAGCCUCAUGCCUCUGGCCCAACGCAAAAAGAGAGAGACUCGGCACCCUGACGCUGAUGGUGCUCUGGCAAGGUAGACUCGAUGACUACAUCGAGAGCCUUGAGUAUAAGAGCGCGGAAAAGGCCAAGGAUUUCCGCAACAAGGCCAAGGACUAUAUUGCGCAGUAUCUUCAGCUUUCUGAGGGGCCCAAGAAGGCGUCGACGGACCCUGUCAUUACGGGGUUCCAGCCGGUUGCGAAAGUGAUUUGCCAGCAGUAUGAUCGAGAUCAGCGGAGGAGGUUGAGGGUCAGUUUGUUCGAGUACAUUGACUCGACAGUGCAAGAGAUGCGGUAUAUCCAGAACGGACACGCGCCGACGACGUUAUCGUAUGAGAAGCUUCGUAAGAAGACGGGCGGCGCUGGCCCUCUGUGUGCCUUGGCAGAGUUCGCAUCUGGAUCAGAGUGGCCGGCGCACGUCGUCAAUACGCAGCCGUAUAAGAUGGUCCAGGAGUCGGUCAGCGUCAUCAUCGGCCUAACGAAUGACUUGCUCUCGCUGAACAAGGAGUUGCGAAAAGGCCGUACUCUCAACGCGGUCCCGGUGCGGUACUGGAACGGGAAAGACGGUAGCGACCUGGAGAGUGUCGUCGGAGAAGUCGUCGAAGAGAUUGACAAGGCCAUCAGGCAGCUUGACGUCUGCGAGCGGAGGUUGAUCAACCUGAGCCAGGUGGAUGCGGAUGCGAUUCGGGAGGUCACUGCGACGCUCAAGACGAUUUGCACUGGCAACUUGACUUGGAGGUUUGUAGCUUGGCCCUUUCUUUCUACCGCUGGGCAUUGCUGA
Colletotrichum godetiae is the source of this 1026-nucleotide messenger RNA. Its product is annotated as isoprenoid synthase domain-containing protein. The record is from RefSeq and is a predicted model, not a curated record. The coding region runs from base 1 to 1026 and encodes 341 amino acids. The transcript is spliced from 7 exons. NCBI's taxonomy places the organism in Eukaryota, Fungi, Ascomycota, Sordariomycetes, Glomerellales, Glomerellaceae.